This is a messenger RNA of Durusdinium trenchii, 1464 nucleotides long. Lineage: Eukaryota; Dinophyceae; Suessiales; Symbiodiniaceae. The record is from the annotation of a GenBank genome assembly.
AUGGAGCUUUCAAUCCCAAUCUUGCCCAUUCUAAGGAUUGUUGCAAAGCUGAACACAUGUUACAGCGAGCUCGAUGAUGUGAGCGAGAAGAUCUCUGAAGCGAACUCUGCAGGAAUUGCCCCUGCUUGCCGACUGGGGUCCGUGGCCCGAGCAGCAGUGGCCGAUGGUGCGUACGUUCAAAGCCUGCAGGAUGCUAGCAAAGUCCAUCCAGCUCACGGUGAAAGGGAUGCCCACAGAAUUUUUCAGAAGUAUUGGCUAUCCUUGAGGGUUCAAGACAUGGUCAAGUACUUGCUGCAGAAGCACCCAGAGAAUUUGCUGGGUGGAGAAUGUCUUGUGGAAGGCAAAUCGGCCAGACUCUACCGCAUCCAUCCCGCGAUGAGUGAGUCCCUGUGGCCAUUCGUGAGUCCCAGCGUCGCCCUGGCCGCGCACUGGUCGUUGGCGCUAGGGCCCUGGGCGACACUGAAGUCGUUGGGGGGGCCCUUCGCUCCAUCUCCCCAGACGAAACAGGUGCCGUUGGAUUUCGGCAUCGAGGUGAAGUACGAUGACCUGAUGCAGGAUUUCAUGGAUCGUUUCCAAGAGAAGCGCACAAAUUAUGACAUUUGGGGCACCUGGAUCCUGCUGAGUGCCCUGUAUGCCCUGCCGCUGAUCUUGUUGAGUUUCUGUUUGCCACGCUUGAGAAAAGACCUGCUGAAGCUCAAAGCCUGGGUUCUUCGCCACGUCAGAGCUUUGGAAGUGUUCUUCUAUCUCCUCUCGAUCGCCUCCAACGCCUUGAGCCUGGCGCCGCUCGCGGGGCGUCCCUUGGGCCGCCUCGCCGGUGUCCUCUUCGGCGUCGGCGGCGCGCUGGGCGAGUUCGGCGACGAGACCACGUGGCAGACGAGGGCUGGACGCCUCGCUUUGAGCGCUUCAUUUCAGGGUUUGCUGUGGGCCUCUGUGGCCCUCAGCCACGAGGACCCCAUGGCCGGGCUUUGUGCCAUGCUUGGGCUCCUGGCCGUCCUCUCCUCCCUCCUCGCGCAUGUGACGGACGACGAGAGCGAGGGAGACGAGCUUCGGCGUUGGGUGACGUGUCUCGCCGUGGCCUCGAUCCUGGUGCUGGUGAUCUCUCAGGCGACGUUGAGAAGCGUUUGGUAUAUGGCGCUCGGUGGGAUCUGUUGUGGACAUCUCACCACACUGAGCGCCUUCUUCCUGCUGUCGCUGGGGCCCUCUGACAUGCUUCGGCAAAUGAUGAUUGUGGGCACCAUCAUUGCCUGCAUCUUGGUGGGUUUGAUCUUCGGGGUGCCGAGCCUCACUAACUCAGCCACUUGCUCUCUUCUUCUCUGGUUUUGGGCCAAGUGCUUGGAAGCUCCCUGGGGCAAUUGGCUUUUCAAGGUCUUCAUCAGUGUAGCCCUCCUUCAAAUCAUCCGCCAGCAUCCCAACUUGCUGCUUGAGAUCCUCAAUCCGACGAACCUCUAUGCCGUGCUGGAGUGA